AAAAUCUAAGUGACCUACGAACAAAAUGAAGAAAUAUUGUUAUGGAAUAUGUUUCUUAAUUUCAGUAGCAAUCAAUAUAUUAUUUAGUAUACAUCUAUAUGUAGGUGAUGGUCCGAAUCAGGAGAUUAGUUGCCGGUCGUCAUUGACAUGGAGCGAGAAAGCAGCCGCAGAGGCGGAGGCGGUUGCAGCAAUCUCAUGCUCCGGCCACGGUAGAGCAUUCCUUGACGGUUCGAUAUCUGACGGUCAACCUGUUUGUGAAUGCUAUGGUUGUUACAGUGGCACUGAUUGCUCAGAAUUGUCUCCAGGAUGUGCUGCUGAUGCUAAUAGUGGGGAUCCUAUAUACCUUGAGCCAUUCUGGAUGCAAAAUGCAGCGGAUACUGCAGUCGUCAUAUCGGGGUGGCAUCGUAUGAGUUACGAAUAUGCUGAUGACCCUAUGAUGUCACCAGAGCUCGACAAGUACAUUCGUAAGCUACAUUCAGUUGCCGGGAAUGCGAUCACUCAAGACCGAUACAUUGUCUUUGGUGUCGGGUCGUCCCAACUUCUAAGUGCAGCUGUUUAUGCGCUUUCCUCUCAAAACUCUUCUUCACCAUCCAACGUCCUGGCUUCCACGCCGUUCUAUCACUUGUACAAGGAUCAAACAAGGUUGUUUAACUCGAAGAACUUUGUGUAUAGAGGAGACACAAACUCAUGGCAAACAAAUAACACGGAUGUUAUUGAAUUUGUAACCUCACCAACCAAUCCAGGUGGGGAGUUGAAGAAAUCGGUUACAGGAGGGAAGACAAUACACGAUCAUGCCUAUUUUUGGCCACAGUUUACACCUAUCCCGGGCCCUUCAGAUCAUGAUCUCAUGAUUUUUAGUCUUUCUAAGCUCACUGGUCAUGCCGGUACACGCUUUGGAUGGGCGAUUAUAAAAGAUAAAGACGUAUAUGACAAGGUUUUAAACUAUAUCUACUUGGCUAAUGCGGGGAUUUCAAAGGACACUCAAUUAAGAGUUUUAAAGGUUCUAAAAGUCGCAAUGAAAGCAGAUGGAAAACCCUUCUUCGAAUUCGCUUAUAACCAAAUGAGUGACCGUUGGAAUAGAUUGACUUCUGUCUUCUCAAAGUCAACAAGAUUUUCAAUCCAGCCAAGACAUCCUUUGCAUUGCAAUUUCUUUCACCAAACUAGGCAACCAUCUCCAGCCUAUGCAUGGGUAAGAUGUGAAAGACAAGAAGACAAUGAUUGUGCUGCGGUGCUAAAAGCCGGGAAAAUCAUCGGCCAAAGUGGAAGUACCCUUAGCGCCAAAGAUCGUUAUGCACGACUUAGUCUAAUUAAGAGCCAAGAUGACUUUGAGCUGCUUAUGCAACGACUGACCGAGCUAGUUUCUCUUGAAAACCACAACAUAGAGAUGAUAUGAAUAGCUAAAAUGAAUUCACCAUUAUUUAUAGAAACUCUUUAGGACUUAUUAACCAUCUUUGUAAUAUAAACUUGUUAGGGUGGUUAGAUUUCACGCAACUUAAUGGCGUUGCUUGUAACAUCUAAUAGGUCAAAAAUAAAAUAUGAUUCAUUCUCAUUUGUAAAGUUUGACGUUUAUCAUUUUU
Helianthus annuus (common sunflower) is the source of this 1577-nucleotide messenger RNA. RefSeq names its product tryptophan aminotransferase-related protein 4. Gene Ontology annotation, molecular function: carbon-sulfur lyase activity; transaminase activity. The record is from RefSeq and is a predicted model, not a curated record. The coding region runs from base 26 to 1393 and encodes 455 amino acids. Gene Ontology annotation, biological process: amino acid metabolic process. The transcript has 5 exons. Lineage: Eukaryota; Viridiplantae; Streptophyta; Magnoliopsida; Asterales; Asteraceae.